GUGACCAUAUAAUACAUGCUUGUGUGCGGUACCUGCAUCAAUGAGUUUAGAGUUUCUUUAAAAAGCUUUUUACCGACCUGUUUUUACUUUCGUUUUUGUUAACAUUGAAUGCAGUGCUGCUUUGCGGGUCCUAAGGUUUGAUUUCUGGUAAAUCAAAUGAUCUGCUCGUUAGCUAAAUCUUAUCUAUACCUUCAUACAUUUAUUGCACUUUCGCCCUUACAAUAUCCUCGUGUUAAUUCUUUGUUUAUUGUUUCCUGUUUCCUGUUUACUACCUACUGUUGACCGAAACAAAUUGAAUCCGUCAAGAGUUCUCUGAUUGCUUGGAUUCUGUCAAAAUCGGAAUACUGUUUCAUCAAUUCGAAACCUGGAAACAUACUGUCUUUAAGCCUGUCUGUUCGAAACUCAAAAUAUCAAAAGAGUGGGCUUUGACAGUUCCAUUUCUUUUUCGACACAGAGUUAUAUAUCUACAUAAAACUUCUCUCCAUCUCUCUGAAUAUUACAACAGUCCACUCGACCAUACGACAAUUCGCAACCGUCAUGUAUUCGCAAAACACCUACACCCCCGUGGCCGAGAACGCUGAGGAUGGCUGGCCCUUGAGAUUACGCCGACUUAGUCGCUCUCUCCUCUCUCGCCCCUCUCAAAAGCCCUCUGGCUCUCAAAAAGCACCUCCUCGUCUCCAUGAUCAACCUAUCUUAAUCGAAAACUCGGAGUCAGAGUUGUUAGACAUUCUAUCUUCGACAAUCAAUACCACACCAGCUCUCAACGCUAGACCCGUGCAUCAACAUCAACGUAAAAAUACUUUAGAAGAUCCUAGAAGGUUCAAUGUUCUUGAUCAUAAGGCGCCUCAAAAAUCUGUUUUGUUUAGAGCCAGUAUGUUUGGAAGUCUCAAAAAGAAAAAGGCUACUCGACCAAGUAGCAGUCCCGAUCCAGCACCCGCAACUAGAGAAACACCCACACAGUGUACUAUCAUUCAAGAACGUACGUCUCUGGAUAUGAUCAACAACCUCACUUCCAAUCUCUACAAUGAUUCCAGACCUGCAACACCAAAACCCAAGAGCAAAUCUCGGGACAGCUCUCCUGUUCGCGCCGCAAAAUCCAUCGGUAGGAAAUUAUCAAUGAAAUUUUCGAGAAAGGGAAGGAAAGCAGAAAAUGGCAAAUCAGAAAAUGAGAAAACAGGAAAUGACAUAGAGCAAGCUACAAGCUAUCCUAUUGACAUCAAAAUGGUGAUCCCGGAUCCUGUAGAGCUUCACCCCGCGAUUGUAGCCGAAACACCUACAUCUGAACCUUCCUUUCAAUCAAGGCCUCUACGAAGUAAUUUCUCCCGUAAAGAUCUUCGACGACCUAACACGUCCGCAUCAACUUCCACCUCAAUGUCAAACUCCGGAGCAUCAACUUGUGGUAUUGCACCUCUAUCAAUCAAGAAAGCAUACUCCACUUCGACUCUUCGAAGUAACCAAAGGAUUGCUACGGACCUUCCGGUAAUGGAAGCACAGGCAGUUAGAUCACCACCGCCCAAUUACAAUGCUUCGAUGGAUUUCCCUAUGAAGUUGGAGAAGGUCCCUGAAGUGGAUUUAGCUCAACAUCCUGCCCUUUCUCGUGUGUCAACAGCCAAAGCAUCUCAAUCUCAACCCGAAUUAGAGCGAUAUCCUACUUCGUUUAGCAAAUCAGUGUCGAGUGAAUUUCAAUCUGAAGCCGAUUUUACCGCCUCGGCUCGACCACAAACUCGCAGCCGCGCUCCAAGCAACGCACCCCGUCCCUCUAUGGCCACAACCGUUCGUCCCUCGUUCGAUCCUCAUGGUACUUACGAAAUGACAGCACAAAACACCCAUGACACUGUCGCUCCUCUCCUCAUCCGCAAGGGAUCUCAUGAUACUGCCCCAAAACGUUUAUCUUCCCUCAGGCGCUCUCUCUCAGACUUCAAGUCAUCACGCCCUACACCCACUCGUUCCCAAACGCAAGGAGUUGAUCUUUCUGAACAAAUGGGUUUGGCUCCAAAGGUCAAACGCUCAAGCAGCACACGUUCGAAAACUUAUUAUACGUUAGGGAGCACCGAGGCACCCGUUCCAGGCAUAGGAAGGAGCGCCACUGUAAGGAAUGCGAAACGCAGUUCAAUGAUGUCAACUCAAAGACUAUCACUUGUUCCAGAUGAAGCUCCUCUUUCUGUUCUACCUUCUCCUACAUCUUCAGAACCCCGAAAUUCAAUUGCAACUAUAAGAACUGUACCUUACGAGGUAGAGUUUUUACCCAUCAAAGCCAGUCCGAGUCGUGUGAAGAACGCUCCUAAAUCUGAUACAUUGCGAUCUCAAAUAAACGCUCCAGCUUUGAUCGAAAAGGACAAGAAAAAUGCGCAGACACCGCGUCGAUCCAAAAGGCCGGAUUACUUGAAGAUGUUUGACGUGCCUAAUUUGAUGAUGGAUUGUGGAGGCUAUGACGAGUAUAGUUAUUCCGAAUAUACGUACUCUGAAUAUGCGCCAUACUCGACAGGAGAGAUGAUCAAGAGGGUUUCCAUGACGGUAACAAAAGAAUACUCCGAUACUGGAAACUCGAAAGAUGGAGAAUUUGAAAAGUUUAUGGAAAACGCGAAGAAGGUGGCUAGGGAGGAGAAGCCAAGAGUGAUGGGGAGAGAUGGGGUUGUGGGGGAGAAUAUCAGAGGAAUGGAGAGAAAGAGAACUGUUUGGGGGAGUUUGAGAAGAAAGGACCGUUACGAAGUGACGAAGAGUGUGAGAGCUUAAACGGAGAUUUACGGGGUACGUUAAUCCUGCUUGGUCGGGAUGAGAGUUUGAGAGUUAGUGUGCGGCUGUAAUGGCAGUUGUGAUUCCCCGAUUUUCUUUUCUUUUGUUCGCAUAAUAUCCUUUUUAUUUGCUCCACGCACUUUUUUUUACAUGCUCCACGCACUUUUUUUUUUAUGUCAACCAUACAUGUAUAUUCAUACUUUUCAUUUGUACUUUGAAAAUUUGCUAUAGGCCAAAAUCAUACAUUAGUGUAGUUUCCAGAAGUAACGCAUGCAAUAGUCCGUGUCAAUAUUAAAAAAUCAUA
Molecule: messenger RNA, 3037 nt
Organism: Botrytis cinerea B05.10
Lineage: Eukaryota; Fungi; Ascomycota; Leotiomycetes; Helotiales; Sclerotiniaceae
Exons: 1
Coding region: 538-2733 (731 amino acids)
Source: RefSeq, a predicted model, not a curated record